AUGCUCAAAUCAGGCCUCUCGCGUAUGUGCAAGGUUAUGCUCAGGACAAUGGCGAACAAGUUCAGCAUCUCGUCGACGGUCAAGCUCAGGUCGGGCUACGAGCUUCCGGUCCUGGGGUUUGGAGUUUAUAAGACUCCCGCAGACCAAGCCACUGAUUGCGUUCGACAAGCUCUGCAGAUUGGCUACCGACACAUCGACUCGGCUACGGCCUACAAAAACCAGGGACCGUCCGCUGAGGGCAUCAAAGCUGCCGGCGUACCCCGUGAGGACGUCUUCUUCACCACCAAGGUCCCCUCAGGUGACACGCCUCUCGGCUACGAGAACGUCAAGAAACUCGUCGAUGCGGCCAUUGACGAGACCAAGCUCUCGUACCUGGAUCUCGUCCUCAUCCACUGGCCCCAUUCGGCGGGUCCGGAAGGUCGCAAGGGCGCCUGGCGCGCGCUCGUCGAGGCCGUCGAGGCCAAAAAGGUGCGCUCGAUCGGUGUCUCCAACUUUGGCGUGCACCAUCUCGACGAGCUCGAGAGCUACAUCAAGCAGCUCGAGACGGAGCGCGGGCCGGGCAAGGGGGGCGUCAUCUCCGUCGGCCAGUGGGAGCUGCACCCCUGGCUGACGCGCCCGGACAUUGUCAAGUGGUGCAACGAGAGGGGCAUCGCCGUCGAGGCUUACUGCCCCAUUGUGCGCGGAGAGCGCCUCGACGACCCCAAGGUCCAGGAGCUGGCCAAGAAGCACGGCAAGACUCCUGCCCAGAUCUUGCUGCGCUGGAGCGUGCAGAGGGGCUACGUUCCUCUCGUCAAGAGCGUGACGCCGUCGCGGAUCGAGGAGAAUGCUGGCAUCUUUGACUUUGCGCUGACGGACGAGGAGGUUGAGGAUCUGCGGACGGACGAGUACAGUGUUUGCUCGUGGGAUCCGACGGUCAAGCCUCUGGAAGAAAUAUCCGAUGACGGGCCCGGUCGCUUUGCGAUGCCCGUGCAAAACACGUUCACGCUCAUAACCGAGCGCAUCGCCAAGAACAAUGCCGUCGACGAGACGUCACGGCCCAUGACCUCGAAGCAGCUCAAGAAACAACACCAGAAAGCAAACCAAGGGCCCAAGCUCUCCCGCAUCGAACAGCGCAAGCUGGAACUCGCCGAACAAGAGCGUAUACGCAAAGAGCUGGAAAAGGACCGUCAACAGGCCCGCGCACGGAUCGCCCGAGACAAGAAGAAGGCCAAGGAGGAGGCGCAGAAGGAGGCUCGUCGCAAGAAGGGGAGACCACUCGUCGACGUCAGACCGAGCCAGGACACCAUCUCCAGAUUUGUGAGAGGCAACGGGACCGGCAAGAAAAGAGACGGGAGCGGUGCUGCUGUCGGCAGGAUAGCGGCGAUUGCAGAGGAGCCAGAGGAAGACCAGGCGCAGACAACAGCGCGACCGAACAACUCGGAUAAGUCGAAAUCACCAAAGAAGUCCCCGCCCCUGUCAAUAUCGGGAUCGACGGCGUCAGGGCUUAUGGAAGAUGGGUCAGAACCACUAUCACGAGACGUCAGCAACGACAGUGUGCAACCCCCCAAUCAGCCACUCGAGACCGAAGAUGAGAACAGAGACGAAGACGCCGCGCCUGCAGAUGGGCCUGCAGUCUUGCCAUCCAAUGCCUCUCCUGAACCAUGGUCAAAACUACCCGCAAAGUACGAGCGUGCACCAGAACUACCGAUUCCCAACUCAUCGACGUCACCCGCCCCCAAGGGCGCUGAAACUGAAGUUCCCAGGUCAUCGAGCGCCCCGAUAGACCCUGGAAUGGGCAUUCAUCUGUGCUUGCAAGAUGAGGGUUCCAUCGACAGCGCAACACCUUUGCCUGAGCCACCAGCUUCAGGCGGGCUUCCCGAGAAAAGGGCUACGAGUACAGGCGCCGAAGCAGUCACCAUGGCAGCAGAUCAUGAGGACAACCUUUUAACAAACAUCGAUCUCGACGAUCUACUGGAUGAUGUGUCCAUCAAGGAUCUUGAGACGACCAUCAGUGGCCACGACCCAAAGCCAGCCAAUGCACCAGUGGCAGAGCUGUUUGAAGACGACUUCGCCGAUGAUCUCGUACUGACGCAGCUACCGCCUAUAGCCGCACCAAGCCCUGUGGAACCUUUUUUGGAUCGCAGCGAGUGUGCUCCAGCAAAGGCUCGCGGCUCCACGGUAUCCCUAGGGCAUCCAGCGGCACUUGAAGAAAGGAGUACAGAGCCAGCGCCCGGCAUGGACCUACAAGAGGGGAUCUUGGACGGAUUGCUGCUGGACUUGGGCAUGGAAUUCUCACAGGAGCUCGAUUUGUACGACGUCCCAGAACUUGAAGAUCCGCCAGCCAUGGGCGCUUACGCAGAAGGCCCCAAGGCUGAGCCACCGAGGUUUGCGGGCACACAGUUUGAGGAUGACUUGGGCGAUGAUGCUCUCGAUGCUAUAGACGCCAUGCUCGAAGGUUGUUUAGACCCCCGAACCGAGCAGAAGUCACCAUUACCGCACAAAGCUUCGGCGGGCCCUGAUUACCAAGAAGGGGCAUUUCAAAAAUCAGUCUCUACAAAUCCGCAUGUGGCGACUGGAGCUGCACCGGAUUUCUCCAGUUUCGGCGAGGACGACUUGGAAGAUGAUCUUCUCAGGGGGUUAUUCAUGACACAGGCGCCCGCAGACGCCUCUGCGUCUGUUCCUCAGCCCUUGGCCACGACAAAGUCACAGGUCCCCGAGGUCAAGACAACCGACACGAGCACGUCGCUCUCCUAUGCUGCGGACCUCGGGAUCCAGCGGCAAUCUUCACCUCCUCGGCCAGAUCCACCCAUGAGCACACAGGCUGUCUUGAUGAACUUUGACGACUACUUUCCCUCCCCAUCCCAGCAGGAGCGCGAGCUGGAGGAUGACAGACUGCCCUUUGUCUCCCAGAAGACACCCUGUCCGCCGCCCCGACCACCACGACCACAGAUGCCCAAGGCUUCACCGCACCCGACGCAGGCCAUGGCACCACCACCCUCACCGAAACGAUUCUUCAGCACGUCUGGCUCGAACGAACUGCUUUCCCUGGCUGUGCACCGCAGUCGCCGCGACAUUGCGCUAGAGAAUCUGCACGACCAAGACCGCCACAGAAUACAGGCGGGCACGAAUCAACCGAACCGCCAGCUCCAGCGGCAGGCGGAAUGGCCUGGCCGGUCCUCGGCGACAGGCUCUAGAAAGCAGGCAGCUCCUGGCUUCCGCCAGGCCAUGAGGGCACCAUUCUCCAAGCGGCCCGCGCAGGGGCGUCCACCUGCCUUCAAACAGGCCAGAGCGCCGGCGGCUCGUGCGCCAGACGUCCGGCCUCCCCCCUUUAAACCGCCGGUGAAGCACCCGUCCACAGGAAAGGAGAAUGCUUGUCCGUCGCCGCAAGACGAUGUGAUGAUUGCAUCGCAAGAGACGGAAUACGGAGGGGGUUGGAUAGAUGACAUUGCAUUGGAUAUUUUGUGA
Molecule: messenger RNA, 3444 nt
Organism: Emericellopsis cladophorae
Lineage: Eukaryota; Fungi; Ascomycota; Sordariomycetes; Hypocreales; Bionectriaceae
Exons: 6
Coding region: 1-3444 (1147 amino acids)
Molecular function (GO): oxidoreductase activity
Source: RefSeq, a predicted model, not a curated record